GAGCACCGGGCAAUGAGCAGACUCGGCGCGCGCAGAAAUCAAUGCCGUAAAUGUUAAAGCAUGCGCUCGAGGGUGAGAAGAGAACUCGGUAUUAACAGUGCGAGGAAAUAAAUAUCGUAGUGAUCAGGUGGACGAUCAAAGCGUUCGAGUGGCAGGAGGCAGGAGGAGCAUCCGCCCGUUAGGGCCAUGGAUUAGGGAGACUCUUCCAAGCACCGAGUCACUCUCGUCUCUCUUCGAGCUCUCUCCUCUCGCCGACUCCUCGUCUCCUCCGGCAACAUGGACGAAAACCUGAGCCGGGGAUACGUCCAGCUGGGCAAGGCCAGGGGCAUGAACGAGUUCAAAUUCUCCAACGGAUUCACGCAUCUCUCACCGCCCGUCGACAAAUGCAAUUUCAUUUACAUGGCACUGAUCCUCGGUGGCAUAGGCUUUCUUCUACCUUAUAACAGCUUUAUUAUAGCGGUGGAUUAUUUUCAAGCGAGGUACCCGGGAACCACCGUCAUAUUCGACAUGUCCGUCGUUUACAUCAUUAUGGCUUUCUUUGCAGUCUUUGCAAACAACAUUCUAGUCGAGACUCUGUCGCUGAACACGCGAAUUACAUUUGGAUAUUUGGUGUCGUUCGUUACUCUAAACUUCGUGGUUAUCUGCGAAAUUUGGUGGGAACUCUUCGGCGUUGCAACUUCCUACACCAUCAAUUUGGUUGCCGUUGCUAUAGUGUCCCUUGGUUGUACAGUUCAGCAAUCGAGUUUUUACGGAUAUACGUCAAUGCUUCCUAGUCGAUAUACCCAAGCUGUAAUGACUGGAGAAAGCGUCGCCGGUUUUUGGGUGUCAAUCAAUCGAAUAAUAACCAAGUCUGUACUCAAUGAUGAACGUGGUAAUACAUCCAUGUUCUUUAUCUUGUCGAAUAUGACGAUUUUGUUAUGUUUUGUGCUGCAUCAAGUAGUACGUAAGACCGAUUUUGUGCAAUUUUACAUAACACUAUGUCAAGAAAGAAAUCGAAUCACGUUAGAACCAACGGAAGAUGUCGGUCUGAUGGAUCCGUUAGAUCAAGUUGGCGAUCCCUCGAAAGGCCAGUAUGGAGUAUUGAAGAUACAAACGAGUCCAUUGGGAACAGAAUCUGCGAGUGGAAGUGCUGAUUUGAAUGCAACCGGUCAGUAUUCUGCAUUCUCGUUCAGCAAUCCGGUGUACGAGCCUAGUGCUCCCUCGGGCAAUCCACCUGGUAGCGCUGGACCGACUUACAAGGUUGAAGAUGUCGUGGUUAUGAGAGGAGCCUAUGGAACACAAAGCACAAGUACACCAUGGUCCGGCAUCAAAAGAGGUUUGGUCGCGCGACUCGAAGUCGCCAAAUUGAUCUUUCCCUAUAUGGCCAGCAUUGGUGCUGCUUACUUCGUAACACUCUGCCUCUACCCAGGAAUUGUAUCAGAAAUAAUAUCUUGUAAAUUCGAGUCAUGGAUGCCAGUUAUUUUGAUGACUGCUUUUAACGCCUCUGACUUACUCGGCAAGGUAUUUGCUCUGAUACCUUAUGAAUGGAAACGAACUCAUCUGCUUUAUUUCUCUAGCGCACGGGUAAUACUUAUUCCCCUAUUUUUGCUUUGCGCGAUUCCGCGUGGUGCUCCUAUUCUCUCUGGUGAGGGAUAUCCGCUCCUAUUCUCUUGGCUCCUUGGCCUUACAAAUGGUAUAGUUGGUUCCAUACCUAUGAUUCAGGCACCUAGCAAAGUACCGGAGGAACAUCGAGAACUUGCAGGUAAUAUUAUGACCUUGUCAUACACUACUGGUUUGACUAUUGGAUCUUUAUUGGCAUAUAUGAUGGAUGCUUGUCUUGGACCAGCUGUACAAGCCAAGGACGUAUGUUUGAAGAUAGCAAAGGUCCAAGCUGGUCAAACUUCAACAACUGCAUUAGCUAAUGUAACGGCGAGCAUCCUAACAACCGCAAUCUCUUCCACUUUACCUAUCAUUGAAAGAACAACGGCGGUACCGAAGCCGAAGACUACUGAAAAUGUGCUAACUACGAUCCUGAUGUCAACAUUAUUGUCAAACAGCACCGUGAGCUUAUUGAGCGACGGAGGAUUCUUGGAUGCGUCAACGACGGCCUUACCAAAGAUCUUAGUUAACGUUACCUCGGCGAGCAACGCGAUCUUGCAACAUUAGGACGCAUAUACUUGUGUGCUGUGUUAAAUCUGGUGCUUU
Vollenhovia emeryi is the source of this 2184-nucleotide messenger RNA. RefSeq names its product equilibrative nucleoside transporter 4 (gene Ent3). Gene Ontology annotation, biological process: nucleoside transmembrane transport. NCBI's taxonomy places the organism in Eukaryota, Metazoa, Arthropoda, Insecta, Hymenoptera, Formicidae. The record is from RefSeq and is a predicted model, not a curated record. The transcript has 10 exons. Gene Ontology annotation, molecular function: nucleoside transmembrane transporter activity; monoamine transmembrane transporter activity. Gene Ontology annotation, cellular component: plasma membrane. The coding region runs from base 277 to 2145 and encodes 622 amino acids.